AUGGAGCAAACCCGCGCUCUCAACGCUCUGGCACCCUUCCUCGCCCUCGCCAAGUCUGCCACAUCUCCACGAGCAGCAGUCGAUCUCAUCACCCAAGCCACUUCAGCACCCAACACCUACGUCUUCGCCGAGCUCCUCCACCAAUCAAAUAUCCAGGCAUUAGCUAACGAUGAACAACACGCCUUCCACCUCGAACUACUAAAAGUCUUCGCCUACGGCACAUGUGAGAGCUACAAUGGUUCGUCACCAACACUCCAACCACAUAUCGUGAUAGCUAACACCCACCCUCCACCAGCAUCAACCUCCACCCUCCCACCCCUCUUCCCCGCCCAGAAAACAAAACUCCGCCUCCUAUCCCUCCUCUCCAUCGCCGCCCAAAAGCAUCCCAACCUCACCUACCCCUCCCUCUGCGCCCGUCUCUCCUUGGACUCAGCCAUCGACCUCGAACACCUAGUAACCCAGGCAAUCUAUAACGACCUCCUAAGCGCCACCCUAAACCCUGCCUCCCAAACCGUGGUCAUCACUUCUGUGGCACCGUUGCGCGAUUUAGCGCCUGGAAGCGUGGGGGAUAUGAUUGCUGAAUUGGGUGCUUGGAGCGGGAGGUGUGAGGCUGUGCUUGGGGAGUUGGAGGCUGAGGUUGCGAAGGUGAAGGCGGAGGCACGGAGGAGGAACAUGGGGGAGGCGAGGACGGAGAGGCAGGUUAGUGGGGUUAAUGAGGAGGGGGGUGCGGGGAAGGGUGCUUCUGGCGGUGGUGGUGGGAAUGUUUUGGGUGAUGGAAGGGGUGGGAGGAUGUUGAGGGGCUCGGGUGGUGGCGGGGGGAGGAAGUUGGGAGAAGGGGAUGAGGAGGAGGAGGAUGAGGGGGAUGCGAUGGAUUUGGACGGUGGGAAUGGAGUUGUGGGUGGGAGGAAGAGGAGUGGAGGGUUGAUGGGCAAGUUGGGGGGUGGGAGGACUGGGAGAUGA
Recurvomyces mirabilis is the source of this 960-nucleotide messenger RNA. RefSeq lists its product as uncharacterized. The record is from RefSeq and is a predicted model, not a curated record. The transcript has a single exon. Gene Ontology annotation, cellular component: COP9 signalosome. Lineage: Eukaryota; Fungi; Ascomycota; Dothideomycetes; Mycosphaerellales; Teratosphaeriaceae. Bases 1 to 960 code for a protein of 319 amino acids.